Molecule: messenger RNA, 875 nt
Organism: Alnus glutinosa
Lineage: Eukaryota; Viridiplantae; Streptophyta; Magnoliopsida; Fagales; Betulaceae
Exons: 2
Coding region: 96-458 (120 amino acids)
Source: RefSeq, a predicted model, not a curated record
UGUUCCAAGUACUCUGCUCUCUCUCUCUCUCUCUCUCUGUUACUUGUAUUAAAAACUCUCAACACUCCAUCAAAGAGCAUUAGUUUUCCAAAUUUAUGAUGGAAAGAACCUUCGUGUUGAUAUUCGUCUUCUGGGCCGUCCUCACAAUCGUCACGCCCACACUUAUUCUCCUGUCAGAGAAUUCUAAACUCGAUUUGGCUACAAAUGGUGAGAAACGUGAAGGAAUGAAGGCUAGGAGCAUGAUGGGAUACACAGAAAAACAUCCAGCUGGAACAACACCAAUAGCUCUACCACUAACGGAGGCACCGGCACCGGCACCGGCACCAGCACCGACACUAAAUCCAGCUUUGAAGGCUAGAAAAGCUAUCUUGACACGAUUUUUUCUAAGGAGCACCGACAGUACUGGUGAUGAUCAUGAGAGUAAAGUGAGCCUAAGAACACGCCCAUACCUGAUAUAAGCUAGUAAGCUACCUUUGGAGUUUGGAGACACAGCUUUCUGGGUUGUAAAUAUGUAGCCGUCAGUAUAGAGAAAAAGAAGAAGAAGCGUUCCAUUGCUUUCCGAGAGAAGGUUUUUUGUCAUUUUCAAAAACAGAGAAAAAAAUAAAAAUAAAAAGUUCCUUUCUUUUUGUAAGAGAAAAUGUUGUGGGGGUUGUUUGUAUAUGUACAUUGGUCGCUCGAACGAACAGAGAAAUAUUGGAAAAUGGAAGAUUCUGUUGUAUUUAUACACAGCUUGUUUCUUAAAGACAACAAAGAAUUUGAAGUCCGGUUUUGUCCCCUUGCAAGUGGUUCGAUUUGCUGAGAGAAGGCUGGGUUCCUAUGUUUGAGAUCCCCUGGAAUUUGUUCAAUCUCAACCGUUUGUUUGUAACAAACGGCUA